ACAGUCAUAUGAACCUCUAAUCUCCGAGGGGGUUUAAGAUAAAGAAACCUUUACAGAUUUUCUCUUUCUUAUUUUUAUUCUGUGAAGCAGCGUUGUCUAAUUCGGCACACCACAGUCUGAACAAAGACCUCUUAUUGGAUCUAAAAUGACUGGAGACAGCAGGCGAUAGACACUGAAGAACGUGUCUCUGUGAACAGACCGCCUCAACCAGUAUGGGUUUUUUGUUAUUUUUUUACUGUGAUAGAUAAUUUCCUCAUUUUCUUCAACAAUUACCUACAUUUAGUUCCAUUUUUUCCAAAGGGACUUUAUUCACUUUGAAAUCACAAAUACUUAUUCUGAGGAAAAAUUUCUGCGUUUCUAUUCUUAAGCCAGAAAAUCUGGAUGUUAUGCAUGAUGUUCUCUUACAAACCUUGAGAUGUCGUUCGUGCUGCUACAGUAACAUCACAAGGCAAGUACUGUACUGACGUGAGCAGCUAUUGGGAAUAACAUACAGAAGCCUGCGAUGCAACUGGUUUAUAUGGGCAGUGGCAGCGUUCUAGGGCUUGCUGGGGCGGAUGUUCUCCAAGGCCAUGUUUGGUGCUUCGUACUUUGAAAGCCCUGACCCCUGAUUCACAGGACCUAGAGAGGAAGGACAGUCAGCAGCCUUUGUGAAUGGAGUGAAAGCAAAGUGAUCCUUGCUCAUGGAAGCCAUUCUGAAUCUGAUCGAACGCUUGGAGGUGUGCAGCCUAGCACAGACAUCCAAUGCUGUAGCCUGUAGCAUCAAUGGCAACAUCAGCGUGGAUGGCGUGGACAACACUCCGGACCCCCAGCGAACAAAACUGGCCAUCACACACCUGCAGCAGAAGGUCCUCAAGCUGACAGAGCAGAUCAAGAUCGAGCAGACCGCUCGCGACGAUAACGUGGCAGAGUACCUGAAGCUGGCCUCCAAUGCGGACAAACAGCAAAGCGCUCGCAUCAAGCAGGUGUUUGAGAAGAAGAAUCAGAAAUCGGCCCAGACCAUCCAGCAACUGCAGCGCAAGCUUGAACACUACCAUCGCAAGCUGCGUGAAAUCGAGCACAAUGGCAUCCCCCGUCAGCCCAAGGACGUGUUGCGGGACAUGCACCAGGGCUUGAAGGGCGUUGGAGCCAAGGUGACUGGGUUCAGCGAGGGCGUGGUGGACAGCGUCAAGGGAGGGCUCUCCACUAUCUCCCAGGCCACACACUCAGCGGCUGGGGCGGUGGUCGCCAAGCCGCGGGAGAUCGCAUCACUCAUCCGCAACAAUAUCUCCGGCCUGAAGGACUCAGACGAGUCUCAGUGUGAGGAUGGGACCAAUACUCUGAGCCUCUGCAGCAACCUGCAAUCCAGUCUGAAGUAUGGUAGUGAGGACGACUGCUCAAGUGCCACAUCGGGCUCCGCGGAGGCCAACAGCACUGUAGGGGCCCCCGGGGGACCCCCCAGCUCCAAAACAAACACACUGGACAGGCAAAGCUCAGGGUUUGAAGCUCUUUUUCACGAGAUUCAAGAUAUCCGAGACGCCCAAGAGAGACUGGAGGUAUCUUUUGAAAACUUAAAAACUCACUACCAGAGAGACUACACUCUAAUAAUGCAAGCACUACAGGAGGAGCGCUACAGAUGUGAACGGCUAGAAGAACAGUUAAAUGACCUGACAGAACUGCAUCAGAAUGAGAUUCUCAACCUUAAACAGGAGCUUGCUAGCAUGGAAGAGAAGAUUGCGUACCAGUCUUACGAGCGCACCCGUGACAUUCAGGAGGCGCUAGAGGCCUGUCAGACACGCAUCUCAAAGAUGGAGCUGCAGCAGCAGCAGCAGCAGGUGGUUCAGUUGGAGGGGCUGGAGAACGCCACUGCCCGCACCCUCCUGGGCAAGCUCAUCAAUGUGCUGCUCGCUGUCAUGGCUGUCCUGCUGGUUUUUGUCUCCACUGUGGCCAACUGCAUGGUCCCCCUCAUGAAAACACGCAACAGGACGUUCAGCACAUUCCUUCUAGUGGUUUUCUUUGCCUUCCUGUGGAAAAACUGGGAAGCAGUAUCGGAAUACUUAGAACGAUUCUUAUUGCCCCCUAGAUGAUGGUUAUAUAAAACUUGAAGAGUGAAUUUGUUUACAUUUAGACAAAAAAAAAAGGUUUUCUUGCAAGGCACAUCGCAAUAGUGUAUGUAUGUAUGUAUGUAUGUAUGUAUGUGUAUAUAUAUAUGUAUAUGUGUGUAUAUAUAUAUGUAUAUGUGUAUAUAUAUAUAUAUAUAUAUAUAUGUAUAUAUAUGUAUAUAUAUAUAAUGUAUGUGUAUACAUAUACAUACAUACACACACACACACACACAUGUAGCAUUUAGCCGAUUUUCCACAAAUAGAAAAGAGUGUAUAUAAGGAACAUUAUCCAGUCUUUUCUGCCAAGAAUGGAAACUGAAGUAUGGCUUGAACUAAAGUUGCACUACAGAUCUUACUGUGAUAAACGAGCAGAUUCCAUGUUUUGGAAAAAAAAAAAUGUAUUUUAAGUUCUCACACACUUGAGUUAACUUUAUAUUCCUGUCAUAGUUUAAUAUGCUAAAUUGAUUAAAACUAGGGAUACAAUUCUACACUGUACUAUAAUCAACCCCAUUUAUUCACUCUAACAUACUUGAAGAGUUGUAAUACUCAAAGAAUCUCAGUGCUUCCAUUUUUUCUACUAUAAAAGAAAAAAAAAAAAGUUUUGUUUUUUUGUUUGUUUUUUUCAAUUUUUAAAUAAAGCUGUUUUAAAUUAA
This is a messenger RNA of Acipenser ruthenus (sterlet), 2731 nucleotides long. Its product is annotated as transmembrane and coiled-coil domains protein 1. Bases 681 to 2063 code for a protein of 460 amino acids. The transcript is spliced from 4 exons. The record is from RefSeq and is a predicted model, not a curated record. NCBI's taxonomy places the organism in Eukaryota, Metazoa, Chordata, Actinopteri, Acipenseriformes, Acipenseridae. Gene Ontology annotation, cellular component: endomembrane system.